Molecule: messenger RNA, 433 nt
Organism: Fundulus heteroclitus (mummichog)
Lineage: Eukaryota; Metazoa; Chordata; Actinopteri; Cyprinodontiformes; Fundulidae
Product: histone H2B 1/2
Exons: 1
Coding region: 21-395 (124 amino acids)
Cellular component (GO): nucleosome
Molecular function (GO): protein heterodimerization activity; DNA binding; structural constituent of chromatin
Source: RefSeq, a predicted model, not a curated record
UGACAUCUCAGUGAGGAAACAUGCCUGAACCCGCCAAGUCUGCGCCCAAGAAGGGCUCCAAGAAAGCGGUGACCAAGACCGCCGGCAAAGGAGGCAAGAAGAAGAGAAAGACCAGGAAGGAGAGCUACGCCAUCUACGUGUACAAGGUGCUGAAGCAGGUCCAUCCCGACACGGGCAUCUCGUCCAAAGCCAUGAGCAUCAUGAACUCGUUCGUCAACGACAUCUUUGAGCGCAUCGCCUCCGAGGCGUCUCGUCUGGCUCACUACAACAAGCGCUCCACCAUCACCUCCAGGGAGAUCCAGACCGCUGUGCGCCUCCUGCUGCCCGGUGAGCUGGCCAAGCACGCCGUGUCUGAGGGCACCAAGGCCGUCACCAAGUACACCAGCUCCAAGUAAACAAGCUGUUUACUAGUUGCACAACAAAGGCCCUUUUC